Messenger RNA from Hyposmocoma kahamanoa, 1602 nucleotides. Its product is annotated as aldehyde dehydrogenase X, mitochondrial-like. The record is from RefSeq and is a predicted model, not a curated record. The transcript is spliced from 11 exons. NCBI's taxonomy places the organism in Eukaryota, Metazoa, Arthropoda, Insecta, Lepidoptera, Cosmopterigidae. The coding region runs from base 16 to 1482 and encodes 488 amino acids. Gene Ontology annotation, molecular function: aldehyde dehydrogenase (NAD+) activity.
AAAACCACAUACAAUAUGGUGAAAGUUGAUAUCAAAUACACAAAGUUGUUCAUCAACAACGAAUGGGUGGACUCCGUAAGCAAGAAGACUUUCCCCACAAUCAACCCUCAAGAUGAGUCUAUCAUCACACAGGUGGCUGAAGGCGACAAGGCUGACGUGGACCUUGCAGUCGAAGCCGCAAAGAAGGCAUUCCACCGUUAUUCCGAAUGGCGCACCCUAGACGCUUCCCAAAGAGGUCGCCUUCUUUACAAAUUGGCUGAUCUCAUGGAAAGAGAUGCGAAGUACCUUGGAGAACUGGAGACCCUGGACUGUGGAAAACCAGUGAAACAGGCUGAAGGAGAAGUAGUCUGGGCUGCUAGUGUGAUCAGGUUCUAUGCUGGAAAGGCCGACAAGAUAUUGGGCAAUACUAUCCCUGCUGAUGGUGAAGUCAUUUCUAUGACGAUGAAGGAGCCCGUUGGCAUUUGUGGUCAAAUUCUGCCAUGGAAUUACCCAAUCCCCAUGUUUGUGUGGAAGAUCGGCCCUGCUUUGGCUGCUGGCUGCACUGUCGUUGUAAAGCCCGCGGAGCAAACUCCACUAACUGCUCUUGCUGUAGCUGCGUUGGUAAAGGAAGCCGGCUUCCCACCAGGCGUUGUAAAUGUUAUUCCUGGUUAUGGUCCUACAGCCGGAGCUGCGCUUACUCACCACCCUGAUGUUGAUAAAAUCGCUUUCACUGGAUCUACUGAGAUUGGUCGCAUUAUCAUGCAAGUAGCAUCCGCCGUGAACCUCAAGCGAGUCACCCUCGAGCUUGGCGGCAAGAGCCCCUUGGUUAUUUUUAAUGAUGCUGAUGUGGACAUGGCUGCCGAUCUCGCUCACCGAGCUGCUUUUGCCAAUGCUGGUCAGUGUUGCGUGGCUGCAACCAGGACUUACGUCCAGUCUGGAAUCUAUGACAAGUUCGUCGCUAAAGCUGCUGAAAUCGCUAAGAAGAGGACUGUUGGCAACCCUUUUGAAGACGUUCAACAAGGCGCACAGAUUGACGAUGAGAUGUUCAACAAAGUGAUGGGAUAUAUCCAGUCUGGCAAGAAAGAGGGCGCCAAGUGUGUAGCUGGUGGUGCCCGUCACGGUACUGUUGGCUACUUUGUUCAGCCCACGGUCUUCGCUGAUGUCAAGGAUAACAUGAAAAUCGCUAGGGAAGAGAUCUUCGGCCCUGUCCAAAGCAUCCUCAAAUUCGAAAACUUUGAUGAGGUAGUGGAUCGCGCCAACGACUCUAACUACGGCUUGGGAGCUGGUGUAGUCACCAACGACGUCACUACUGCCCUUGCCUUCAUUAAACACGCCCGUGCUGGAAGUGUUUGGGUCAACACGUACGAACAUGUCACUCCACAAACUCCAUUUGGAGGAUUCAGAGAAUCUGGCAUCGGACGCGAGAUGGGUGAAGACGGCAUUCAGCAGUACUUGGAAAACAAAACCGUGACGUUCAAACUGCCCAAAAAGCCCCAGCUUUAAAUUGCAAGGGCGAAAUGACCAAGCAUUUUAUACCAAAAAUUUUAUUUGAACCACUAUGAUGCCAUAUGACUUGUUUAAUUAAUUUCACACAUUUAAUAGUCAUCUAUUAUUGCACUAAAU